AUGGCAUCAGACUUGCGCUCAGAAUACUCUCUAGAUAGUCUCUCUGUACUUGGCGUCGAUGGAUCCUCGCUGAUAAGGUCAUUGCCGAAUCAAGUGCUCGGAGCUCUUGCCGAGUUUUUCCAUGGGAUAUCUCCCCCGCGUGAACUGGAUGGUCAAGAGUUUAAGGACCAUGUUGCGAAGGCGUCACGAAUUGCUCAAGUCUUGCAUGCUCUAGCGGGUAUGAAAUUUGAUAAACCCACUGAAGAGCUUUCAAAGUCUCGUGGAGCGAGCAUUAAGAAAGGGAAAAGGCCGAAGAGGGCAUCCAUUUCUGGCUCCGUGAUGUUGGUAGUAGUUAGCGCCGCCGAUUCCGAGGCAUUUAGGGCGCUAAAUCUGGCUGCGCCAUCUUCGGAGGUUGAGGCGUCCGACCUUCUGAAGGGCUUGACAGAUUCUCACAGAGAAAUCCUUUUCUACUUCCUUGGUCUGCUUGAGCUUGACAGUAUUCGUGAGCUCGUUUUGCAGAAAGUAUUGCGUAUCAUUGCGCCCCCGUCAGACGUUGUCCUUCCUCAAAAAAUUAGGGAGGCAAAUGAGCACAUCUCGAUUCCGGAAGCCACUGAUUUCCCCGUCAAAAAGCAACCUCUGAAGCUUAGGUUCCCAAUGAUUGCACCGGAAAAGGCAAGACAUGCGUUUCAGUGGCCUUCAGGCUUCGGGGAUUGGCCUAUCCAUGUAUCUGCGGCCGCUAUCAAACAUUUACGCCAGUUCCGACGAGGAGACGGAACAUUCAGGGCCACUCAAGAAAAGAUAGCCCAACUUUCUCAAGGACUUUUCUCCGAAUCAAAUCAGAAACGUUUGGAAGGUGCUCCUACCGAUGUGCCGAUCUUUGAAGCCAAGGUAACGGGGGACCUCCGCCUUGUGUAUCGAAUUGACAUCGAUACCGAUCAUUAUCUCAAGAUGGACAAGCAGGUGAUCAAGGUAUAUGGUGUCUAUACUCACGAUCAGUUCGACCAUCGGCUAUGGACUCGGAUUGCACACUCGUCGCCUCGAAACGAUAGAGAACAUAUGAGAAAGGUCAAUUAUCGGAUGGAGCCCAGACGACGUGGGGCGAAGAUAAACAUCGUCACGCCACCUAUGACUUGGCCACAUGAGGGACGAGCGUUGGUAGAACACCCUCCUCCCAGAAACACCAAUAUGUCGUUGACUGAAGACGAGUGCCUGGAACUUCACAAGAUAUGGUCUCUCACAAAAUUUGUUCCGUACUCAACGGAUAUAGACGCCGAGCACGAAUUUAGCGUCUCACCCGCGGAGGAGAACAUUAUUCAACACCCGUCUUCCUGCUUUGUUAUCGGGUGGAGUGGCACCGGGAAAACCACUACAAUGCUUUUCAAAUUGCUUAUGUUGGAAAGGGCGCAGCAGUCCAAUCUCUUGGGUGACUUCGGCCCUAUUCGCCAAAUGUUUCUAACCCAAUCCCACGUUCUGGCGUCCAAGGUUGAGGAGUACUACCUGAAACUACUCGAAGCAGCACAGCUUGGGAUGCCUCCCACUCCCAAGGAUCACCGAAGGGGGCGACCCGCCGAAAGACACAUUACCGAAUUUGCCGAGGAUGCAGAUGAUCGUCCAGAUUUACCAACACGGUAUUCAGACCUCAAAGAACAGCAUUUCCCGCUGUUCCUGACGUAUGAUCAGCUACGUCGUAUGCUUGAGGUGGAGUGCGGAAUUGAAUCGCCCGCCUCUUCGCGGGGAUCUCGAAAACCCAUUCGACCGGAAAACUCAAUGUGUGUACCUCUGCCAGAACCAGUUGAUGAGGAAAGCUGGGACACUUUGGGUUCCUUGCGGAAAGGGUAUCGCGACCGCAAUAAAAAUGUUACAUUUGACAUGGGCGGCCUUCAACGUAUUUCCCCCAGCUUGUUCAAGUCGCAGUAUUGGAUUCACUUUGAUCAACAGAAGAUCAAAGGACUUGAUGCCGCACAGGUAUACAGUGAGAUCAUGGGGGUAAUUUGUGGACACGAAGACACGUUGGAGACUCAGAGUGGUUGCUAUAUGGACCGAGAAUCUUAUAUGAACCUGAGCCACCGUUCACAUCCCUCUUUUUCCACAGCACGCGAUCGAGUUUACGAUAUAUUUGAAAAGUAUCUCAAAUUAAAAAUGUUGAACAAUGCUUUUGACAGCCCAGGGAGGACGCAUGCUAUCCUGAAGCAUAUCGAUGAGAGCAUGAUGAAAAUUGACUUCCUUUAUGUCGAUGAAAUCCAAGAUUUACUUACGAUCGACACUAAAUUACUUAGAGAUUUGUGUCCGAACCCCCAUGGUCACUUCUGGGGUGGUGAUACGGCUCAGACUAUCUCUGUCGGAAGCAGUUUCCGAUUCGAAGACCUCAAGGCUCUUGUGUAUCGUGAAGAGCUGAGCGAUCGUUUCGUGGCCUCGGGGGCGAGGGAGCCGGUAAACCCUGAAGUCUUUCAGCUCCCGAUCAAUUACAGAAGUCAUCAGGGUAUUGUGGCUUGUGCCGGCUCCAUCAUUGAUCUCAUCACUACUCUCUUCCCCUACUCGAUCGACAAGCUUCAAAGAGAGGAGUCCACUGUUCCUGGCCCAGAACCGCUUAUUUUUCGACACGAAAAUGUUCAUUGGGGACGAUUUUCAUCGGAGAAAAAAAACUCUGAGUCGUGCUUUCAAUUGGGCGCGCGGCAGGCGAUUAUUGUGCGGGAUGACGUGGCCCGUGAUGAGGUUCGGACCCUGUCGGGAAGUCAGGACAAUGUCUACACGCUUAUUGAGAGUAAAGGGCUUGAAUUUGAUGACGUCCUUAUAUACAACUUCUUCGCAUCUUCUCCUGCAUCAGGUGCUCAAUGGAGAGCGAUCUUAGGCGUGCAGAGGGCUGAUGCCACGGCAUACCGCGUCCUUGAAGUUGAACUUAAAAGGCUUUACGUAGCGCUCACGCGUGCGCGUUUUCACGUCUGGGUCUGGGACUCGAGUCGCACAGCGGAUCCGAUGGUGUUCAUGAUCCGUCAGAGUCAAUUCCGCAGCUCACAAGCUGCAUCAUAUUUUCACAAAUCUGGACGUUAUCUUGACCGUGAUAUCGCACUGGCCUAUCAGCAAAGGAAGGACGCCAGGGCUGCCUCUAAUGACGACAGACGCAUAGCUGCAUUCAGUGCUGCAGGGCUCGCUUUUCAGUCUUGCGCUAGGCGUAGCUUGGACGGCGCUCAAGCCCUGCAACACAAUGCCGCGGAAUGUUUCGUACUUAGUGGGGAUUUCCAAGAUGCAGCAAAGAUUUUUGAAGAGGCUGGUCAGCACACGGACGCUGCGAUUUGUUAUCACAAGGCCCAUCUACUUGAGGAUGUUGCUCGUCUAGUUUUCCCCUCAGAUGGCUCCAACUCACUUGUUACGGAGAAAACAAGAGAAAGACUCCUGGGCACUAUAAGAAUUCAUUAUUUGUGUGCUGGGGAUUUCGAACGUGCUGCGUCGCUAUUCGAUUGUACGAAAGACCAGAUUUCGUUUGUAGAAGAGUACCUGAACAAUAGUUCCGAAAUCGUUGCUUCCAUAUACGAGCAUAAAGGCGACUAUAUAUCUGCUGCCAAGAUAUACUCCAGCAUCGGCCAGGACAUGAAGGCGGCCUCACACUGGCUCCGUUCUGAUUCGCCAGAGGCUCAGACUCAAGCGGCAUCGGCUUUGCUGGAUGCUAUGUGGAAAGUGGCCUUUAACACUGUUGACGCCCACCACGUAAAAGUACCCUGGGCGAUGCUGAGCGACAUACCAACGGACUCCAUGACAGAAACAAUGCAGAUGGAGAUGCAAAUGUUCAGGGCCAUAAUUGGGAGGGAUGUGUCCGCUCUUUGUGCUCUCGGUCGAAGUUUCGAGGCCAAAGAGUUAACUACCGAGGCCGUUUUGUCGUUCAACCAUGUCCUUCGGGGUGGCCUCGAUCUUGGCAAUGAGGAUCUCUCUGGCCUAUGUUCGAAAUUAGCAAUCGUCGAGAGUUACUGUCGCCAACUGAUCGUGUUAUUACGAGAGCGUCGUAUCUGCGACUCUACCGUCGCUCAGAGACUUGCAGGAUUCUUUCCAGCUGCUGGAAAGGCCGCAGAACACGUUCGCGAUGAAUUCUGCGCUGCUGGUGAUUCAUACGCCAAAAGGCUAGUGGAGCAGGCUUCCUCCUCUUCACGACCUACUAGGAUUGUUUCGAAAAUGCGGGAAGGAUCGGUUCAUGUGAGGGGCGAGGAUCUUCACCGGUUGCUGCGUCAAAGUCUUGGGGCCGACAUGCAAAACCUAUUGGUCGGUAUUCACUCAGAAUUGUUGGGAGCUGGUGUUCUCCAGCCCUGUCUCGGAUAUUUGCUGCACGCAGAGUGCAACAGGGUGCCUACAUGCCGGGCGCUUCACCUAGAAGCAGGUUCACGGGACAUGCUGUCUCGUUACUUCCGUGUUCACAUGCAGAUAGUAGUGACUCUGGAUUGCAUGUGGCACCUCCCUGCGACCACAAUGUCAAUGUAUAGACCGUAUGGUGAUAUUCGGCACAAAUGGAUCGGACGGAUUUUCUCUGUGCUUUUCCCUGUAACUCGGAUGUCGAGAGACCAUAUGACAUUCGACUCAAAAUCUCCUGAAGCACGUCGCGCCAUGCCGAUCGUUCGAAGUUGGGUCGACUAUCGCAUUCGGGGUCUCGAUCGCCACAGCGAAGAUCUAAUAACUUUGGAUCGGAAUUUUGCCACCAACAUCGUGAUGCUUCCGCUUAUGGCCUAUGUCCUUCACGGGAGACGUUUCCUCCGGAAUAACUUGAAGACGUAUCCCGUGCCGAGAAAGCAACAAGUGGGUCUCUCGUCCUCCCGGGAGGCCGUAUAUAACGGAGCUCGAUUUCUCCAAUGGGUCGUCGAGGCUAAACCUCCUAUCGACUUGAACGUCGUCGUGCAUUAUCUAGAGCUUCUCUGCAUGCAACUAGUUUUCGAAUACAGCAUGCUGUUUAGCCCUCUCCAUAAUCUCCUUUUGCCGCGUAGCUGGGCACCCUGGGUCCUCGACAUGUUCUCGGACAGUCCUCCAACAGUAUUUUGCAUCACACGAUUCCUGGCUCCCGUAAUAGAUAUACUUCAUGCCCUCAGUAGCCGGGAUGGCUAUGGAUUUUUCACGCUUCGUGGAUCCGUGCUCCCGUCGUGGUCAUUGAGGCAGGAAAUGAUUGCUCGAAUUUGUCUGGGAUUCAAUGGCCCUCAACACAGGGCCGACAUUUUCAAUGCAAUCAAGACACUGGAUUUUAGUCCACCCGGAGAACGCUAUGCAAGGUUUGUUAAGGCCAAAAGUUGGUGGGAGAUGGUGCAAGCCCUGACAGCCCACGGCGACCCAGACUCCUUAGUAAUUCUUUGCCAAAUUAGUGCCGAAAACCCCGCUGCGAUGCAAGUCAUGGUGGAGUGUGCCCACGAGCCCACGCAAACUAUUCACCCCUCGGAGGACAAGGAUAAGAGCGGUCAUGAUAACGCCGCGGACCCUUUGAUAGGUUCGAAUGUGAACAAGACUGUGAAACAGUUGGCCACAAAGACAGAAGAUGAGAUUAGGGCCGCUGCCGUCCUUAUCCAGCGGUGCUACCGUCGCCUGGCUGCAAAACGGAUACUUGAAUCCUCCGAAUUUCAGAAAGUUUUCCUGGCGUGUGUCAAGAACAUCAACUUCCAACCCAAUCAAGGCCCGGUGAACCGCAUCCACUUCUUUGCCAUCCUCCGCGGCCCACUUCCUCAUGUCUUAUUCGUUCUUUCCAGAGUUUUAGAGGGGGCUCGAGACGCCAAACACGCGGCUAAGUCUCGUCUUGACACUGUGGAACUUGGUGAUUUAAUGGUGGAAUGCCAGAACCAGAUCACGGUGUUAAACCUGUGCUGGGGUGCGCGGCUCAUACCUGAGAACCCACGUUCUCCACUUAGCCGCUGCUGUGAACGCAUGAACGAGCUACUGAGAGAAAUAGGACCUGAAAGUUCAAUAUUCCGCUCUGGUAGUUUCACCUCUCUCGAGCCGCAGGUUCUCGAAGUGGACGCGCUACUAAAGAAGUUUGAAUCCACUCUGACGAAACUAGAGGCGGAGUCUUUGAAAUUCCACAUGGCCAUGGGGAUUAAGGGGAUAGUCACUCCUUCGGCGCCACAAAUGUGCCCCCCAAACCAUCACUGA
Molecule: messenger RNA, 6087 nt
Organism: Cantharellus anzutake
Lineage: Eukaryota; Fungi; Basidiomycota; Agaricomycetes; Cantharellales; Hydnaceae
Exons: 29
Coding region: 1-6087 (2028 amino acids)
Source: RefSeq, a predicted model, not a curated record